Molecule: messenger RNA, 2557 nt
Organism: Aedes aegypti (yellow fever mosquito)
Lineage: Eukaryota; Metazoa; Arthropoda; Insecta; Diptera; Culicidae
Product: zinc finger protein 2 homolog
Exons: 3
Coding region: 675-2243 (522 amino acids)
Cellular component (GO): nucleus
Source: RefSeq, a predicted model, not a curated record
GCAGCAGAAGCACGCGUUUUCGGAGUGACUACAUGUGUUUCGCCGUUUGAAAUCUAAUUGAGAAAUUGAUUGUUUUUCGAGCGUUUCAAUGAAAUUGAUAUCCGUGACAAUAAGUGCUGAAGAAGGUGCAAAGCUAUUGCAGUCGAAGCAGUGAUUGAAUAUUGAAAUAGUGGUAAUGUGCAGUAGCUUAUAGUUUGUGGAUAAGUGUUAUAUAGUCCGCAGUGUGGGUGUAGUCUGCUGAAGAAAGGAAAGAAUACUCAUUCAUAUUCAGCUCGCUUAUCCGGGCGACGUGACGGCACUGCAAAUUGGAAGAAAUUUUCAUUACAUAGGUGUGCAAUACCGAAGAGAAUAUAAGCGAACAAGUGUAUAUACGUCGAUUUGUCCGGGAUUCAUGAUGGAAGCUCGUGCAGGGGCGUGAUUUAAUUCUAGCGACCAUUACCGGCACUGACUCGGCAUCGUCAUCGGAGUUGCGGCCAAGAAGCCAAGAAGGACGUGACGUGAUCAUUUCGGUGUCGAAGGUCGGAGGUGUUUCAAGCACACGGAUAUUCCAUAAAGAAAGAGCGCGGCACCAGCGGCCUGUGAUCAGCGAUUUUCAAUUUGAUCCGUGCGUAUCAGGCGAGAAAUUACUUAGCUCUUCGGAGCCGUGCGAAUCGUUGAUCCGGCGAACAAUUGCGAUGAACACGCUCUACCUCGUGUACGUGCCCCAUACGGUCGACUGUACACCUGCUGUCCAGCUUUCUACGCUCGAGUAUGCUACCGUGGAAAUUGUCAAUGGCAUCCGAGUUCCACUGGAUGGGCCUGGUCCUGUUGCUUCGAUACAGCAACAGCAGGCACUGACGGAAGAGAAUGUGGUCCAGCAGCAGAUGAAAUUUGGGAGAAAACCCGAUCGCACCAACUUGCAUACACACGCACCGGCAAUCGAUCCAAAUAAGGAAUUUCAGCUUAGGGAACGAUUGUUGAAGGACAAUUGGGUCGUUAAAGAUGACUUUGUCGGAUCAAUUGAGAUUGACACUCGAUUGGAAUCGCAGUUUCAUUCACCAUUGGGCUAUUUUACCUCCGAUCGUUUACCAAAAAUUAUUGAAGAUACGAUAAUAGAAGACUCCACUUCAAGCAUCGACGAAGGAAUUGGCCUCAGCGCGACAGAUGAUUCCGGGGAUGAUCAAAGUCUUCCGGAUGACAACAACAACAGCCACCACAAGAACAGCAAUAAUCUCAACCCAGAAAGAAAGCACGAUUGCCAUGAGGAAGACGAAGAUGAAGUCGAUGGGAGGGACAUUAAUUUUGCGCUUAUCAAGAGUAAGAAAAAGCGGAAGGCUAGCGAUAAUAAAUCAUACAAAUGCGAAAUCUGUGAGGAACUGUUUCCGAAGAAAAAACUGCUUCGUGACCAUCUCGCUGUGCAACAUCCGGGCCAAAGUCUAAACCGGUGUCACAUCUGCGGAAAAACGUUCAAACUAAGAUCAAAUUUGCGCCAGCACUCGAGAAUCCACACCGGAGAGCGCCCCUUUCGGUGUGACAUUUGCGGGAAAACUUUCGUCCAAGGCAGUGCGUUGACCGUUCAUAAGGAGCUUCACAAGGAUAAAAAAGAACAUCAGUGUGAUGUGUGUAAGAAAGACUUCAAGUCCAAGUUUGCGUUUAAGAAGCAUGAAAAAGUACACAAAGGACUAAGGCCUUUUAUCUGUGAUGUCUGUGGGAAAUCUUUUACUCAGUCUUGUAAUUUGAAAGCUCACCUUCAAUUACACAAUGGGACACAUGCAUUCAAGUGCUCAACAUGCUUCAAAACAUUUCGGUUUAAAUCGCACUACGAGGACCAUCUGAUGACCCACACCAAGGACAAGAAGUACACGUGUUCCAAAUGUGGUCGCAAUUUUGCGUAUAAAAACUCCUACCAGCGCCAUAUGCAACAUAUUCACAGGGAUGAAUCACCACACCAGUGCACUGUUUGUAGUAAAACUUUCGUAAAACUAAGCCACUUGACGUUCCACAAAAAGUCCCACCGAAAGGCCGGCUCGUUAAUAUGUGAAAUUUGCGGUUUGGUGUUCGAGAAGGAGACCACCUUUGCCAAACACAACGAAACCGUUCACCGUGAAGAAGAGGAAGACCAACGGAGGCUGUUUAAAUGUGUCAUAUGUAGCAAAUCCUUCGAGGAGGAAUCCGAACUGACGACACAUUUCAUGCUGCACGAGGCGGACGACUGUCCCUUCCAGUGUGGGAUGUGUGGGAUUUUGAACCUGAGUCAGGCGUAGGUAAUUAGCAACCAAGAGGGGAAACGGAAACCUUUUGCACGCGCCCCUCAGUCAGUGGAGGUACUUUAUGCAUUCCUAGAUAAGCAAAAGGAAAAGUGUUGUGAUAUGUGGAAAUAUUUAGGACUCUCUUAUUGUACAACAUUUAGAUUAGGAUAAGAUUAUUUUUAAUUAUGCACUCGCAUCCACUAGGACAGAUCCCCAAGCAAGGCAAGAACAAGCCAACUAAAAGGCAAAGGGAUAAGAGAGUUGACUCUUCUGGGGCAAUAAUUUCAUAAAUUUAAAUUACAAUAAAGAUCGUAUUAGUCAUAUCUGGA